Aedes aegypti (yellow fever mosquito) is the source of this 1020-nucleotide messenger RNA. RefSeq lists its product as uncharacterized. The coding region runs from base 137 to 994 and encodes 285 amino acids. The record is from RefSeq and is a predicted model, not a curated record. Gene Ontology annotation, molecular function: acyltransferase activity, transferring groups other than amino-acyl groups. The transcript is spliced from 2 exons. Lineage: Eukaryota; Metazoa; Arthropoda; Insecta; Diptera; Culicidae.
AACGCUCUUAUCUUAUCAAGCCCAAGUGGUGUUCUGUGGAUGAUUCGCUCAGUUCGUUCACCGCUUUGGUUAAACAUGACUGUUUGGUUAAAUCAAACGCUGCAAAACUAGAGCAAAGUCGUGUCUUGUCCGAAUAAUGGAAGUUGAAGAUCAUCUGAAGGCCAUUGCAUCUGAGGAAUGGCAUCUAUUGCGGGAUGUUUACAAACGUGACUGGCCUCGGCAUCAGUUGGCUUAUAACACUGUCCAAAACUAUAUCAAUUGGAUUGGAAUCGAUCCGAAGAUUAAGCAGCUGCAGAUACUAGGCUUGAGUGACAGUUGGAAGAAGAACGGGACCUGCAUUAUUUUGGACCGUUACCAAAUGUAUGCCUACACUGUGGAAGAUUCAAAUGAUUCAUUGAAGCGUGCGCUUUUCCUAAUCGAUUGGGACUAUUCCUACAAAAUGUGUUGCAUUCCUAUGCGCCAACGUUCAGCUUUUGAAGAAACCUUUGAAAACCUAUCAAUUGAUCUACUGUGGGAUCAUCCAUGUGUUAUCUACGAACUUCCCCGGGAAGAAUGUCUCAAAUUGAGCUCGAGCAUUCCCAGUGGCCUUCACACCAAGAAACUGUCAAUCCAUCAUGCCACUUUCGCCAAUCGAGUUUGGCCCCAUCGAUGUGAGGGAUCGGAAUACUUCCUCAAAAGGCUGACGGCGUGGAAUCCGUCAGUAGGGCUGUUCAACGAAAUAGGAGAGCUGCUGGCGUGGUGUUUCUGUUGGCCAAACGGUGCCAUAGGACCAUUGGAAGUUGUGAAAGAGCAUCAGCGAAAAGGCUACGGAAGUUUGAUGGUAAGAGCAAUUGCCCGAGAGGUCGCAAAUGUUGGAUUAAACUGCUACGGGACGGCGAUUAUGGGUAACUUGGAAUCUAGAGCGAUGUUUGAGAAGCUAGGAUUCAAGUCACUGGGUGAAAGUUGCUUUUACGCGCGAAAUCGUUCCAGAAAACUAGUCGAAUAUGAUCAUUGAUUGUCAAUAAAGAUAUUAUACAGUAA